AUGGUGAGCGAGUCAAGAGGUCGAAAAGGGGCCGCUACCCGGAUAAAAGCAACGGAUGUGCCUACCAUUGAACCUUUCGCUAUCCGAUUCCAGUCUUCAUACUUCAACCCGGCAAACAACAAACAUCAACUCAACCCCGAAUCAUCAACGCUACCCGCAAACAUGAAGUUCACCGCCGCCAUUUCUUUCCUCUUCGCCGCCGCCGUGUCUGCCCAGACCUGCAGCGGCAGCGAGCUACAGGUCUGCGUCGGCAACCGGAUCAAGUUCUGCAACCUUGCCAAGAACAACGUCUUUGAUCUCUUCCAAACUUCACGCCAGCAACCCAAGGCCGUCAUUCUUUUCCGUCACUGCGCGCAAACCUCUUUUCAAUGGCAUCUUUUCUUCAACUGCACUGGCUUCCCGCUCGUCAGUGACUCGACCCCCUUGGAGGAGGAGGAGCAUCUCGACGAGUUCAAAGCCGGACAGUACUAUCCCGCCAUCAUCGGAGACGUAUACGACGAAAAGUACCAGGUCCUGGGAAAGUUGGACUUCGGCGAACACAGGGACCACAUCUAUGUAGCUUCGAAGAGCUACACGGUUGAUGGUGGCAACUUGGAAGAGUUCCAAACAUACGAGGCUCUGGGCAAAGGAAACCGCUCCCACCCUGGAUAUCCCCAUAAUCCAAUGUGGGAUAGCUGGAAGGACGUCGUGCGUUGGAACCCAGCCGGCCUCUUCAAUGCAGAACUCUUGAAAGCAGGCAUCGCCAAGCUGUUCUUGGCCCUCAAUUAUCUUCACUCUGAAGAUAUCAAAGCAGAGAACAUCAUGUUGGAGUUGAUGGACGUGACAGUCUUAGAAGCGUUCGCACGGUCCGAGCUGGAAGACCCUUCCCCUAGGAAGUUCGUGGACGGAGCUCCGAUCUACAAGUCUCGGCAGUUUGGCCAUCCCAAGAAAUUUGGCGACGUCGUCCUGGGCGAUUUCGGUGCGGCGGUUCGGGGCGACCGGAAGCGAAACCACGACGCGCAACCAAACGUGUACAGGUCUCCCGAAGUGAUGCUCAAAACGGAAUGGAGCUACCCUAUCGACGUAUGGAACGUCGGUGUCAUGGCAAGGCCCUGA
Colletotrichum higginsianum IMI 349063 is the source of this 1095-nucleotide messenger RNA. Its product is annotated as Protein kinase. The transcript has 6 exons. The coding region runs from base 1 to 1095 and encodes 364 amino acids. The record is from RefSeq and is a predicted model, not a curated record. Gene Ontology annotation, biological process: spliceosomal complex assembly; regulation of mRNA processing; protein phosphorylation. Lineage: Eukaryota; Fungi; Ascomycota; Sordariomycetes; Glomerellales; Glomerellaceae. Gene Ontology annotation, molecular function: protein kinase activity; ATP binding.